Molecule: messenger RNA, 459 nt
Organism: Parnassius mnemosyne (clouded apollo)
Lineage: Eukaryota; Metazoa; Arthropoda; Insecta; Lepidoptera; Papilionidae
Source: the annotation of a GenBank genome assembly
AUGGAGCAUAAACACUGGUGGUGGAUGGUGGCUGGUUUCCUCGUGCUGUCGGUGGCAAUAGCAUCAGCGGAGGGCGAAGUAUGGGAAGAAAGUGACCACGAGAUCCUCAUUCGUAAUGAGAGGGGUGCCAAAAAUAGAGAGACUUGUCGUUAUGUGAGAGGCGCCUGGUCUGAAUGCGACUCCAAAACCAACAUACGCUCAAGAACUUUGACGUUGAAAAAGGGCGACUUGUCAAACUGCGAACGCACCAAGACAAUCCAGAAGAAAUGUAAAAAAGCCUGCCGCUAUGAAAAGUCAUCUUGGAGUGAAUGCAGCCCUAAUGGAGAGAUGUCUAGAACCGAUAUGCUGAAAGCAAACAGUGACCCGACUUGUGAUCAGAGCAGGCGCAUCACUAAAAAAUGUAACAAAAAUAAACAAGUAAAGUCCACCAAAGAUAAGGGUCGCAGAAAUCGCCAGUAA